Messenger RNA from Arabidopsis lyrata subsp. lyrata, 1705 nucleotides. RefSeq lists its product as uncharacterized. Gene Ontology annotation, molecular function: S-adenosylmethionine-dependent methyltransferase activity. Bases 2 to 1558 code for a protein of 518 amino acids. The transcript has 18 exons. The record is from RefSeq and is a predicted model, not a curated record. NCBI's taxonomy places the organism in Eukaryota, Viridiplantae, Streptophyta, Magnoliopsida, Brassicales, Brassicaceae.
GAUGAAAUCAACUCGAAACCGAAGAGCCACCAUGGUUUCACCGUCAGAGAUGACGGAGACGGUGACGCCACCGGCGUCGACAACCAUGACAACGGAAAGCGAGCGGAUAGAGAGUUCGAGGGAAGUGGAUAAUAAAGAGGAGGAGGAGGAGAAAAUACGGCGUCAGAAGAAGCUGGAAGAAGCUCUCGAAGCCAAAUCUCUUCGCCGCAUUAUCAGUGCUUACCUCAAUUAUCCGGAGGCUUCGGAAGAGGAUUUGAAAAGAUGGGAAAGAUCAUAUCGGAAACUGUCUCCUUCACACAAGGCAUUGGUAUCCCAUUACCCUAUCAAGUUUCAGAGAUUAAGAAGGUGUAUAUCGGCGAAUUCAUAUUUCAUAUUUAAUAUGCUUCAGGCUUUUGAGCCCCCUAUAGACUUGAGUCAGGAACUUGAUGGUUGUGAAGACUCAAAUCUUGAGUGUGCUCCACAUGAGAGAUACACUCUAGAUGAAAGGCACGACUCUUCUUGUCAGCCGGCCUUGACCAAUAGUUGUACAUAUAAGGAAGAAAGCAAACACAUUCGUGAGCCAAUAACAGGAGUGUCUAUCGAGGAGCUUCAAAGGAAGGAAGCUCAUGAUCAUUCAUCCAAGGAUGACUCUGCAGACGCAAGAAUUACUAAUAAGACAUGUGAAUGUGAUGGAGGCCAGUUAAAUCAUGACCAUGGCAGUGUAUCAUUUUCAUCCCAUGAUUGGUUGGAUUCAUCGUUACAGACACAUGUUCCUCUGGUUGAUGUAGAUAAGGUUCGUUGUAUUAUAAGGAAUAUAGUUCGAGACUGGGCAGCAGAGGGUCAGAGAGAACGAGAUCAAUGCUACAAGCCUAUCCUUGAAGAGCUUGAUUCCUUGUUUCCUGAUCGUUCCAAGGAGAGCACCCCUCCUGCCUGUUUAGUCCCCGGUGCUGGACUUGGACGUCUGGCCCUUGAAAUUUCUUGUCUAGGAUUCAUAAGCCAAGGAAAUGAAUUUUCAUACUAUAUGAUGAUAUGCUCAAGUUUUAUUCUGAAUUAUUCACAAGUCCCUGGUGAGUGGACAAUAUACCCCUGGAUACACAGCAACUGCAAUUCGCUCUCGGACAAUGAUCAACUACGCCCUAUUGCUAUUCCAGAUAUUCAUCCUGCAAGUGCAGGAAUAACAGAAGGUUUCUCUAUGUGUGGUGGUGAUUUUGUUGAAGUAUACAAUGAAUCAAGUCAUGCAGGAAUGUGGGAUGCAGUUGUGACUUGCUUUUUCAUCGACACGGCUCAUAAUGUCAUCGAGUACAUUGAAACCAUAUCCAAGAUCCUAAAAGAUGGAGGAGUUUGGAUAAAUUUAGGACCUCUGUUGUAUCAUUUUGCGGACACAUAUGGCCAUGAAAAUGAAAUGUCGAUCGAGCUAAGUUUGGAGGAUGUAAAGAGGGUUGCUUCACAUUAUGGGUUCGUGAUUGAGAAAGAAAGAACAAUUGAAACAACUUACACUACAAAUCCCCGGGCUAUGAUGCAGAACCGGUACUAUACUGCCUUCUGGACAAUGAGGAAGACGUGUGCAAUAGCAACUUAACCAAAUUCAUUCUGGACUUUUUUGUUUCUGGAUUUCUUUUGUUUUUCUUCGAUGAAUCAUCGAUCCAAAACUCACUAUUUGUGUUGUUGUUAUACUAAGUUAAUAAACGAUGUUCUCGAUUUAUGAAUAAAAAACCUUUGUACUCGA